Molecule: messenger RNA, 1246 nt
Organism: Telopea speciosissima
Lineage: Eukaryota; Viridiplantae; Streptophyta; Magnoliopsida; Proteales; Proteaceae
Exons: 7
Coding region: 10-1161 (383 amino acids)
Source: RefSeq, a predicted model, not a curated record
ACAGCUUGAAUGAAGCAAAUGCAGCUGAAAACGAUGCUUUGUGCGUCUCUGCGAUGUGCUUUGUUCUCACCCCUCUUUCCACCACGUAGAGUCGGGGUAAAUGCCUUCUCAUCUUCCUUCGUCCCGCAGUACCAGGCAUGGUCUGGCCUCCAGAGUUGGAGAGAAAGCUCACUUAACGAGAGCCGGCUCUGGGGAUCCAAGGGUCCAGAACAACCACCAACACUUCCCUUGUCAUCAAUCCAAGCUGACGACGAUUCGAUGGCAGCUGCCUCUUCUCUUGCUGAGCUCGGAACUAUAGUUCUCUCCACCAGCGACCCUCUCACCAAGUCCAGGCUCUCCCAUCUCGCCUACUCGAGGUGGCGUUCCGAGGGUCUCCCGCUUGGAGUCUCUAAACCACCUGAUCGACCAGCUCGCCCGCCCAAACCUCAACUGGUGUCGCCAAAGGAGAUUCCAGCUCCCAAGAAUUCGGGUUUGCCCCUUAAUGCUUAUAUGCUCCACAAUCUCGCCCAUGUGGAGCUUAAUGCUAUUGAUUUGGCGUGGGAUACGGUUGUCCGGUUUUCUCCAUUCAGUGAAGUACUUGGAGAAGGUUUUUUUGCUGAUUUUGCACAUGUUGCUGAUGAUGAGAGUCGACAUUUUGCUUGGUGUUCCCAGAGAUUAGCUGAACUUGGCUUCAGUUAUGGAGAUAUGCCUGCCCAUAAUUUGCUUUGGAGAGAGUGUGAGAAAUCCUCUGGGGACGUCACUGCCCGUUUAGCAGUGAUUCCUUUAGUUCAGGAGGCCAGAGGGCUUGAUGCUGGACCACGUCUAGUGCAGAAAUUGGUUGGCUUUGGAGAUCUUAGGACUUCAAAUAUUGUGGCUAGAAUUGCUGAAGAAGAGGUUGCACAUGUUGCAGUUGGUGUGUUCUGGUUCGUCUGUGUGUGCAAGAAAAUGGGACGCAUACCUUGCUCAACUUUUAAAGACUUGUUGAGUGAGUACAAUGUGGAGUUGAGAGGCCCCUUUAACUAUUCAGCUCGAGAUGAAGCUGGUAUACCGCGACACUGGUAUGAUGGAUCAUCUACAGAUAAUCUUGGUAACAAUGAACAGCUUGCAGAGGUAAAUAACCCUAGAAAGUCUGUGACAGGCUGGCUUGCGUCAUCUCUAUGGAGAAGGAAAACUCAAAUUUGAGUAAUUAGCUGCCUUAAGCCUUUGGCUACAUGUUACUGCAAGAAUAGAGUAUGCCUCCUUCAAUGCAGUUAUCAAAAGUGAAUUU